This is a messenger RNA of Lichtheimia ornata, 501 nucleotides long. RefSeq lists its product as uncharacterized. The record is from RefSeq and is a predicted model, not a curated record. Lineage: Eukaryota; Fungi; Mucoromycota; Mucoromycetes; Mucorales; Lichtheimiaceae. The transcript has 4 exons. The coding region runs from base 1 to 501 and encodes 166 amino acids.
AUGUCCAGAAUCCCAUCCAUUCCACUUCUAUCGCAUACUCAUAGCAUGCCAAACCUUUGGACCUUUUGGGAGCAUGUGCAGAGCACUGAUGCAGCUAGCAGAUACCUCUUUGAUCAAGCGGUUUUCUAUACUGAGGAAUCUGGUUAUGUCGUUGAAUGCCGUAAUGGAACCCCAAUGCGUCUUGGUCGUUCUGGUGCUCGUGGUCUGAUUGAAGGCUCCAUUAGAGCGUGUACUUAUGGUGAUUUACCUUUUCAUGGCGCGUACACGUAUGACCCAGCUGGGAUGAUGACUGGCUUGGAACGCCUGGACAUUGCGUACCAUUGUACAAGGCCUCACUAUGUCAUGGAGCAAGAUCUAACUAUGGAUGACGUAAAAGUUGGUGGAAAGGAUCCCGAGACCAAUGAACGAAUUAUCGUGGAGAUCGAUGAAAGCAAGUUUGGGAAACGCAAGGAUAACCGUGGUCAUCCCGUUGAUGGCGUUUCGGGUCGUAGGCGGUGUUGA